AAUGACGUUUCUUACCUAGUCAUGUCAUCAGAGCGUGUGCGAAAUUUCACCCUAAUCGAAGACCGGGAAUUGUGUCAAAUUAAGAUUCCAAGAUUUGAUUUUCUUACAUAGUUGCAAGUGAUUGGGAAGCCCGCCAUAUUGGAUUUGUAAUGUUUCUUAGCUAGUCAUGUAUUGUCAUCAGAACUCAGAGCGUGUGCAAACAUCCUAAUCGAAGACCGGGAAAUUUACCAUGCAGGGCCCGGGAUGUCGGCAUAGCGGGACGUUCAGCAGUGUGCGUGUGUGACGCCACCUACUGUGACACGGUGACUCGCAAUGCACCAGCGCCUGGCACUUACGUCACUUACACCAGCAGCCGAGCUGGCAAACGUUUCGAAAAGAGUGGUGGUGUUAUAGAAACCAAUUCCCAUAAUAAAAAAGAUGCUAAACAGCAAAUGAACGGAAAAGACGAUGUAUCAGACAAUAUACAACCAAAAAUUUUCAACGACGCAUCAUACAGGCUGUUUUCUAACGUCCAAUACCAAACUAUCGAAGGAUUCGGAGGUUCUGUAACGGAUGCUGCCGGUGUCAAUUGGCGUAAACUAUCUUUUAAUACACAAACACAUUUUGUCAAUUCUUAUUUCUCAAAAGAGGGGCUGGAGUACAAUUUGAUCCGUGUGCCGAUAGGUGGUGCUGACUUCUCAACUCACCCAUACACCUAUAAUGAGUACCCUUGGAACGAUGCUGCUCUCAGCAAUUUUUCUUUAACUGUUGAAGACUACUUUUAUAAGUUGCCAUUAAUCAAAAGGGCUAUGGCAGUAGCUACAUCUGAGAUAAAGAUAACUGCGAGCACAUGGUCACCCCCAGUUUGGAUGAAAACAAAUAACGCAAUCACAGGCUUCGCACAACUCAGACCGCAGUACUAUCAGAGUUAUGCUGAUUAUCAUAUACGGUUCAUGGAAGAAUACGAAAAAUCAGACGUGCACAUUUGGGCUCUUACAACUACAAAUGAACCAGUCAAUGGAAUUAUUCCAUUUGUAGACUUCAAUUCUUUGGGAUGGUUCCCUUGGGAUUUGGGACACUGGGUAGCGGAUAAUCUUGGACCAACAUUGAGGAAUUCCCGUUUCAACAAAACUCUAAUAUUUGCUGUGGACGACCAAAGAUAUCUCAUAGAUGUUUAUCUUCAAGGCAUGAUAAGGGCAGCACCUAAAUCGUUGGAUUACAUAGACGGAAUAGCAAUACAUUAUUAUGGAAAUUUCAUACCUGCAUCCAUACUUUCUAGUAUCCAAGAAAGAUAUCCUGGCAAACUGCUAUUAUCUACCGAAGCUUGUGAAGGUCCAAUGCCAUGGGACGUCAUGAGAGUUAAAAUAGGAUCUUGGGAACGAGCGGCAAGAUACACCAGGCAUAUUUUAGACGAUUUGAACAAUUUUGUAAUCGGCUGGAUAGAUUGGAACCUAUGUCUGGACGACAAAGGGGGUCCAAAUUGGGCCCACAACUACGUAGAUGCUCCUAUUUUGGUGUACGGCGACAAAGACGAAUUCAUCAAACAACCAAUGUAUUAUGCAAUGGGACACUUUUCAAAGUUCAUGCCAAGAGGUUCCAAACGUAUAGAAGUGCUGCGACGUAGUUUGGGUCAUGUGCCGAAUCUUGCUGUACUAACGCCGGAGGGCAACAUUGUUGUUCUACUUCACAACAGCAAUACUCGUGAAAUGAAUGUCAGACUUUCAACAUCAUUGACAGAUCACAUAGACCUUACUCUUGAUCCAGAAUCAAUAACCACUGUUGAAAUCAAUCCUCAAUCAAACUAAUAUAUGAUAUAAACAUAAAAUAAUCA
This is a messenger RNA of Bicyclus anynana (squinting bush brown), 1810 nucleotides long. RefSeq names its product lysosomal acid glucosylceramidase. Gene Ontology annotation, biological process: glucosylceramide catabolic process. The coding region runs from base 432 to 1784 and encodes 450 amino acids. Lineage: Eukaryota; Metazoa; Arthropoda; Insecta; Lepidoptera; Nymphalidae. The transcript is spliced from 12 exons. The record is from RefSeq and is a predicted model, not a curated record. Gene Ontology annotation, molecular function: glucosylceramidase activity.